Papilio xuthus (Asian swallowtail) is the source of this 2406-nucleotide messenger RNA. RefSeq names its product apterous A (gene Bmap-A). Gene Ontology annotation, cellular component: nucleus. The transcript has 5 exons. Gene Ontology annotation, molecular function: RNA polymerase II transcription regulatory region sequence-specific DNA binding; DNA-binding transcription factor activity, RNA polymerase II-specific. Lineage: Eukaryota; Metazoa; Arthropoda; Insecta; Lepidoptera; Papilionidae. The record is from RefSeq and is a predicted model, not a curated record. Gene Ontology annotation, biological process: neuron differentiation; regulation of transcription by RNA polymerase II. The coding region runs from base 103 to 1224 and encodes 373 amino acids.
ACGAAGUGAGCACGGCUGUGAUGCCACGUGUGUUAGUGCGGUAGUGCAGUGGGGCACAGGCCCAAUCGUUCGAAAAUAGAAAACGGAAAAAUUGACCCCCAGAUGGGAGUAUACGAGGAGAGGGGAGCGAUGCACUGGCAACAGAGUGAGCGGUAUCUGCCUUCGGCGUAUGAGCAAGGGGGCGAGUUGUCGCCGGUAGCGACGGCGACGUCGCCGGCCUCCCCCCGCGACUGCACCUCGUGCCGCAAGCGCGAGCCGCCGGACGAGCCCCCCGCGCCCCCGCCGGAAGAGGCGUGCGCCGGCUGCGGCUCCCGCAUCACCGACAGGUUCUACCUCCUGGCCCUCGAGCGCCGCUGGCACACCCCCUGCCUCAGGUGCUGCGAGUGCAAGAUGCCCCUCGACUCAGAACAACGAUGUUAUGCUCGCGACAGCAAUAUAUUCUGCAAGAACGAUUAUUUCAGGUUAUAUGGAUCUAAGCGGUGUGCUCGAUGCAACACACCGAUCUCAGCUUCAGAGCUGGUGAUGCGCGCCCGUGACCUCGUGUUCCACGUGCAUUGCUUCUCCUGUGCACUUUGCAGCACGCCUCUUACUAAAGGGGACACAUUCGGUAUUAGAGAGUCUGCAGUGUAUUGCAGGUUACAUUACGAAACUAUGCCGGACUACGGGCCUCACAUGGCAGUCCCCGGUCCUCCUCAAAUGUGUCCAGGACCUUACGCGGGGCCACCACCGGGCUCACAUUACCCGCCUUAUCCAUCACCUGAAUUCGCGCCGGUCGAACCUGAUGUUCCUAAAGGGCCCUUCUUUAACGGGGCGGCAGCGCCUCCGCCUCGACAGAAAGGGCGUCCGAGAAAAAAGAAGCCGAAAGAUCAGGACAUAAUGACAGCUAAUCUCGGUGUGGUUUCAGAACGCUCGUGCGAAAUGGCGGCGAAUGGUGACGAAGCAAGAAAACAAAAUGGCGGAGAAGUGCUCUCCGGACGCGACGCUAGAGAUGGACAUGUACCACGGACCCAUGUCGCUGCCUCCGCACAGUCCGCCGUACAGCGUCAUCGGGGGCCCGCCCAGCCCCAACUCUAUGGACUGUCCAUAGCAACAAUUUUGCGCUUUAUGAGCGCUAAGAAACUGGACGAGACAUUAAAAAGUGCAACCUUCAAAAGCGCUUUUAAUAAAUCGUGUAGAAUUAUAAUGGACUUAACAAGUGUUGGUCACUUGGUCAAAUAUAUUUAGUGGACUCUGUAUAAAAAUUGUGGUUGGAAGGAAGUGAAAUCAAUAUAAAAUGUAAAAAUAUGUGGGAUCUUUAAUGUUUAGCAGUUUCUAUAAAUGUACGUUUACUCCAUGUUUAAUUAUAAAACUGCACAAUCUUACAGCUGAUAUGAAAGCUCAAUGUCACGUGCACCAGUUCCAAUACUGAAUUACUAUUUUUGCAUCGUAAAUAUUUUUUUUAAUCCAAGUGUAAACUAAUUUAUUUUUUUAUGUUUGUUCGUUCUAUGGAAUUAUAUUUAUUUAGAAAUGAAAUAAGUUGUUGAACAAUUUAUGAUAUAAUCUCCGUCCAUCAAUGAAUAUGGAGAUUAACUUUGGUUUUACUUGCACAUAAGGAUAUCUGCAUUUUUUUAUUAUGAAAUAAUUUCAUGAAGAAUUUUGCACUUGUAGCGGAUUAACAAGAGGAAGAAAUUGUAAAAAAAUCUAAUAGAUUCAUGUUAAUGUAAUACUAUUGUUCUAUAUUAUAUAGUUAUAAUGCAGUAAUGAUAUCGUUUCAAUAAAUACACUGACUCUUAAAUGUAGAUACAUAGGGAUGGGCAAAUUACAACGAUGAAUAUCGAUUUAUUAAUAUAUACUAUUUAUUUAUUGAAUAAGAAUAAAUGUAAGUGGUAGGUAUGAAUUUUUUCCAUAAAAUAAUAAUAAUUAUUAAAUAUUUAAAGACGAUAAUAAGCGAACUAGAAAUAAAUGUUGUAUUAGUUUUUGGAAAACUUGCACAUUGAAGUAGUGUUAAGCAUUAAAUUAUGAUGUAAUGUGAAUUUACUGUCGUAACACAUGUAUAACAAUAUUUCCAUCCCUUUCAAUCUUUCUGAUAAUAAGAGAGAUAACAAUAAUGUUCUUAUACUUGUGUUCCAACAGAAAUUCACAAUUAAUCCAGCUAAGUACACGCACUUGUAGUUCCUCUUUGUAUAAAUUGAUAAGACAUUAAUAAAGUUACAACUUACAGUAAUAUGUUAUAGGAAUCGAUUAAUUAAAUUAUCCUAUUAUUCAUUGUGUAGUUAAGUUAAGAAGCAGACGUGAGUGUAAUGUGUAAAUGAUGUUAAGUUAGAAGGAACAAUCUCAUGUAGUAAGCACAACAACCAAUAUAUAUCUGGAAAAUAUAUUCCUGUCACUAUAACAAAUUAUAACGAAUCUGUUAAUAAAAUAUUACGA